This is a messenger RNA of Leptomonas pyrrhocoris, 987 nucleotides long. RefSeq lists its product as hypothetical. Lineage: Eukaryota; Euglenozoa; Kinetoplastea; Trypanosomatida; Trypanosomatidae. The transcript has a single exon. Gene Ontology annotation, cellular component: membrane; endoplasmic reticulum. Gene Ontology annotation, biological process: lipid homeostasis. The record is from RefSeq and is a predicted model, not a curated record. The coding region runs from base 112 to 987 and encodes 291 amino acids.
GCAACCAACUUACCAACUAGCAGAAACUGUCAAGAGUGUAAAAGGUAAUUUAAAAGAAUCUUCUUCAACGAAAUCCGGAAAAAAAAUAAUAUAAUACGAACGGCAUUCGCCAUGGGUUUCGCUACGGCGCACGACACCUGGGUAGCGCCCAUGCUACGUGAUGGCAUCAUCUUCGCGCCCAUGGUGUGCUUUUGGUUUACCUGCCAAUUUCUCUUCACAAAGCAGUUGCCGAAGCGGGUGCCAAACUGGAAGAAACUGACGACUGCUCAGAAGGAAGAUAUAAUUGUGCGUUGCUGCAGCAUCGCCAAUGCUGGCAUCAUGUCCCUCUCUGCCGUGCUCUUCGUCACGAACCUUAUCAAGAGUGGCGGGGUGCUGUCCAACGACUUGUACGCGACCAUGCCGUAUUAUCGCUUCAGCCGCGUUGCAAUCGUGGCCUAUUUCGUGUGGGACAUCUUCGUGUGCUAUUAUUAUCGCUGGUCCUUGUCGUGGAAGCUCCACGCGUUCUGCAGCUUUAUCGGCAGCUACACGUUACUCUUUCCGUUUUCGGAGUACUACGCGGGGUACUACACCGGUUGCUUCGAGCUGAGCAACGGCUUCCUGCACGCGUCGAUCAUUAUGCGCGACUUGUGUGACAUCGCAGACAAGAAGACGCAGAAACGGUUAAUUGAGAAGCUGGAGAAGCGGGCCACGGUGUGUGAGUACGUCUUUGGCGGACUUUAUUUGCUGAUUCGCGUGAUCGGCGGCACCUACGUGACAGGGAACUGGCUGUACAGCGUCCUUAGUAACUGGCGUUCGGACGUGGUGCACGCCGGAGAGGCCGGGCACACGCCCCGGGUGCACAACGAGGUGGCGACGGGGUUAGCGGUGGUCGCCCUCACCACGGUUCAGCUGCUGCAGUACUUCUGGUUUGGCGAGAUUGUGAAGAAGGCGCUCGGACUUAGCAGCGGCGCCUCGGCUGAGCCGACGGACGGCGAGAAGAAAAAGUAA